AUGGUCCUGAGAAUCAAUCCCGAACACGUGACAGCUUGGUCAUUUCAAAGACACUGUCUGCUUACUCUUUGCUCUGAAGUAGACUCCAAUCGAGCCAGCCAGUGCUAUGAAAGCGCGCUUCAGGAUGAACUACCUCUGACGCUGGCAUCUUUUCAGCGCAAUCCGAAGGCCUGUCCAAUCUGGGAGCACCAGAAGUGGGUUCUGGGCCAGAUGAAUGAGGCGGACUGGCAGGCUGAAAUAGCCCUACUUGAGAAGCUGUUCAAGCUUAACGGACGAAACUCUCAUGCCUGGGAUUAUCGGCGCUAUGUGAUAUCCAUAAUCAAACAGAGUCAGCCGUUGGAGACCCUUGAUGCCGACGUACUGGUGUUCAGCAGACAGCAGAUUGAGGCCAACUUUUCAAACUUUUCUGCCUGGCACUAUCGCUCUAAACUCUUACAAUCCCGACUGAAUCAAUAUAAUCAUACCGAUGAUAAUGAUGACAGUCAGGAUCGGAAGGAGAAAGAAGAGAUCUUGGCUACCGAGUUAGAAUGGGUUUGUGAGGCGCCUUGGAUUGACCCCAAUGACCAGAGCGCAUGGCUGUUCCAUCGCUGGCUGCUGAGUCAAACGCGAGACAAGCAGAUCCAGGCGGCCGAGUACGCUUUGAUCGUUGAGCUGCUCGAAGUCGAACCCAAUGCUAAAUGGGCCAUCGCCGCUCUCAUCCGGGCUCGACCCGUAGAGUAUGCCCAUCUACUCGACCGUCUCAUCGCGCUCGACCCCCUCCGCAGACAAAGGUAUCUCGACCUUGCCAAUCCCACCGCCGAGCUGGAUUGA
Messenger RNA from Puccinia graminis f. sp. tritici CRL 75-36-700-3, 810 nucleotides. RefSeq lists its product as uncharacterized. Gene Ontology annotation, molecular function: Rab geranylgeranyltransferase activity. Gene Ontology annotation, biological process: protein geranylgeranylation. Bases 1 to 810 code for a protein of 269 amino acids. NCBI's taxonomy places the organism in Eukaryota, Fungi, Basidiomycota, Pucciniomycetes, Pucciniales, Pucciniaceae. The record is from RefSeq and is a predicted model, not a curated record. Gene Ontology annotation, cellular component: Rab-protein geranylgeranyltransferase complex; cytoplasm. The transcript has 3 exons.